GAGACCAGUAAGCUUUGGCCUUCAAAGCUGCAGAGCAAAGCUUUCCUUUGGCUCAAACGUCAACACCUGAUGGACUCGGCAAUCCAAGCGUGGAGACAUUAAAGAAACCAACCUUACGGUGGCUUUGGGAUGGAAGCCAUAAAGCAGAGCAUAAGAAGCAGUGGAAACACUCGGCUGAGGGGGAAUAGUGUCCUCGGUGACGAGGCCACGUCAUGCCUCUCUGUGCCAUUGACAAUGACCUCUCUCUACUGCUUACUAGUCCACUGCUUCCUCUCCUCUCUCUCUCGCUUCUUCUUUAUAAGCACCAGUACUAGAGUGCAGCAUGCUGUUUUCUGGUUGUAGGAGAUGAUGAUGAGCAGGCACCACAUUCCAGCGUAUGGGGACUGGGAUAACUGGGAUGAUCUGCGCAUGGCAGUGAGAGCAGCUUAUCAUCAACAUCACCAGCAUCACCAGAGAAAGGUGAAGAGAGGAGGAGAGAAGCAGAGGAAGCAAUGGAGGGUGUGUGAUGUGGCAGCUCAGACCACAGCAAGGGGAGGAAGAGCUCCCAAGGCUGUGGACGAGGACUUGUACAAGAUUCCACCUGAGCUCCUCCACAAGAAGCCCGAGAGGAAGAUGCUGCUGAGGAGCUUGGUGUCAGGAUGCAUGGGGCUCAACUGCAUUGCUUGAGAGAGAGAGAGAGAGAGAGGAUGUAGAAGUAAUGUAGUGAGGGUGAAGAAGAUGAGCAUCAGUAGAGGUGUAGUUUUUGUAGCACUUUUUUGCAUGUUUCCUUCUUUCAGCAGUGUGGAGAGGUGGUAUUGGUAGACUUUGUUGUUGUGCUUGAAAUCUAUAUGCAUUGAUCUCACAAUCUGCCACUAUCUAUGACACACACAGCAUACUAGUCACUCAAUAGUAUCAUUCAAGUUGGCAUUUAAAGACCAUUGAAACCAGGUAGAGUCUUACAUGUCCUCCAGCUUUCAUCAGGUUGGGAGUUGCAAGCAGAAGAGUGCAAGGGUUGGACAAGGAGCUGUUUAAUGUCUCCAAAAGGCUGUGGUGAUAUGGUACCAUUAGUCCUUCCCACUCUCCAAGAGUGAAACCAAAUUUCUAUAAAGUAAAAGAGGAGACAGAAAAUGCUGAUACAUGAUUUUCAAACACAAUGUAACUGAGAUCAUAUAAAAUGAACAUUGUUGUUUCAUUGUCAUGAACUCCUUUUUCUUCUUGAGAAUGAUGAUGAGAUUGAUAUUUCUACCUCAAGGACCAAAAUCCAAUAUCUCAAUGACUCAAGUUCUACAUUAGACUCGAUCCAACAUCCUCUCUGCUCCUUGGAAACCUGCAUAUUAGAACCUGAAAUCACUAAGCUCUCUCAACUUGGAAUAAGUUGAGAGAGGUUAGUUAAUACAGUUGAUGUAUGCUACAGGUAAUAGUGUAGUUGACUUUGCUAGAAAAAAAUACUUUUACAAUAUAAAAGAAAAAUGUCAACUCAAAAACUCAGAUACUUACCAUCUCAUUGAUGUAAAAGAUAAAAAGAACUGAUAAGCUAGAAUAAAACAA
Messenger RNA from Musa acuminata subsp. malaccensis (wild Malaysian banana), 1527 nucleotides. RefSeq lists its product as uncharacterized. NCBI's taxonomy places the organism in Eukaryota, Viridiplantae, Streptophyta, Magnoliopsida, Zingiberales, Musaceae. The record is from RefSeq and is a predicted model, not a curated record.